AAGUAUAAAUACAUAGACUACAGAACACCCAAAUAUAACAUACUCUGUAUAAUUGCGUAUUGUUGUAAGGCACUUCAGGUGAGCGUUUCCCCAUAUUGCUUACCAUAUCUCAUACAUGCAUUUGGCUGCCAUGUUCAUUAGCCGAAUUGGUUCAGAGCAGUUGUGUAUCUCGAUCUUCUCGUUAUAAUGCAUGCGCUAUGGAUAAGGUCUGAUAUACUGGCGAGCGGCCGAAGUCCGCUGACAUGCCUAGCGGAAAGUUGUUCGAGCUGAAUGUGUCGGACCACAUGCAAUCAACACGAAUGAUGUACUGUACCAACGUUCUACCUCGAAGUCCCGGCCGGCUUACAAUCUACUACAUGCUACGGCAUGCAAAUGCUAACUGAACGUUAGGAGCGAUAUUUUUUUGGAUCGGCAGUUGGGAAAACAUACUUUUGGAAGUAUAUAUACUUGCAUCGUACUCCAAAAUGAUUCCGUUUUGCAACUCGCCGUUGUGGGAUCACGAAAGAAUCUGGAAUACAACGGAUCCAGACUUAACAGAAUGCUUUCAGCACACAGUGUUGGUACUGCUGCCCUGCGCCUUUCUUUGGAUUGUUUUUCCCAUUAUCAUGUUCCAGUAUAAAAAGCUCAAAGAUAUUUCCACCAAAUGGACGAUUCUGGCAGUAAUCAAAAUUGUGGUGGCAGUCCUGUUAUGCUUUAUCUGCAUAUGGCGACUCGCAUACCUGAUUUAUUUGACGGCGUCCUAUAACGAUGAGUACGGCUCAUCAGUUUCGUCAUUUGUCGCGGAAAUCUUUCGAAUCGGAACAUUCUGCUUAAGCGCUUACCUAAUCAACACGGAGCGCAAAAAGAAGAUAACAUCAUCGGGGUACAACUUUAUCUUCUGGUUGAUGAUGACCGUUUGUGGAGUAGUGGAAUUUCGUUCACACUUGAAACGGGCACUUCACGAGCACGCGUACAACCGUUUCCUCUUCGGCACGGUCAUGGCGUAUUAUCCCUUGGUUUUUGCGCAAUUAUGCCUGCACUGUUUUGCUGAUGAGGAUCGUGCGGCUAGGCAAAUACGCAAGUUACAUUGGCCAGAGUACCACUCGUCAUUUCCCAGCCGGUUGCUGUUUUCCUGGUUUUCCGGGUUGGUAUAUAAAGGAUGGCGACGCCCUCUCAUCCAAUCCGAUCUGUGGGAACUCGAUACGCCCGACAAGACCGCUGUUACCGUGAGAAAAUUCGAAGAGCACUGGAAGCAGGAAGUAGAACGCGGCAAAAAUGGAGCAUAUCAACCGUCCAUUAUGAAAGCUCUCGGUAAGACGUACUGGAAGCUGAUGCUGAUGACGGGAUUUCUGCAACUGCUUUCCACGGUUAUCCUACAAACGGUUGCCUUGCCCUUUGCGCUACGAUACAUAAUCUGGUUCGUCUCGGCGCCCCAUGUCGAAAUGUGGAAGGGAUAUUUUGUGGCUAUUGCUCUCUUUUUGAUCUCGGUGGGAUUUUCCAUAUUCCUGGCACAUUUUUAUCACUGCGGUGCUUUAAUUUCAUUGCGAAUGCGAUCGGCCUUAGUCGGAUGCAUUUACAAAAAGAGCUUAAAAAUAUCGGCCGAUGCCAGACGUGAAAAGAGCGCAGCCGAAAUUGUCAAUUUAAUGGCUGUUGAUGCUCAGCGUUUCACCUUGAGUCCCAUCCAUGUGCACUCGUUGUGGGGAUGCGUCGUGCAGAUUGUCAUUGCCGUCGUAUUACUCUACCAGAUCAUUGGUCCCUCUGUGUUUGCCGGGAUUGGCGCUAUGCUGCUGACCAUCCCUUUGGUAGGGUCAGUGAUGAGGAGAAACCGCGUUUUAGAAGCAGCGCAACUGGAAGAGAAGGAUCAGCGGAUGAAGGUGAUGCACGAAAUUCUCAAUGGAAUAAAAAUCUUGAAGCUCUACGCUUGGGAAGAAAGUUUUGAAAACAAAGUGGAAACCGUCCGAAAUAAGGAGCUGGUAGCUCUGCGGAAAUCGGCCAAUUUGAAAGCCAUUAACAUGAUCACUUGGCUGUUCACGCCGUCGCUCGUGGCUGUGGUCAGCUAUACGUGCUACGUUUUAUCGGAUGACCAUAACAUUCUCAAUCCGGCGAAGACAUUCGUCAGCUUAGCGCUGUUUAGCAUUCUUCGAUUACCACUAGCUUUGCUUCCGGCAGCUAUUACCGGUAUUAUCCAGUCAGCGUUAUCACUUAAACGGAUUAGCUCCUUCCUGUUAAGCGAGGAACUGGAUCCACAUAAUGUCACAUAUCUGCCGGCAAAUGACAAUCAGAUCACAUCAGCCAUAUCACUGCAGUCAGCAAGUUUUGCCUUUGGUAAAAAAGAUUCAGAACCGGUACUGCGCGACAUCAAUCUGGAUAUUGUGCCGGGAACUUUAACUGCCGUUGUGGGACCUGUUGGAUCUGGUAAAAGUUCGAUAUGUUCAGCCAUAAUCGGCACAUUGGAGAAGCUGUCUGGAUCGGUUUAUGUUAAAGGAAAACUGGCAUACUGCAGCCAGUCAGCUUGGAUUCAGAACCGAACCGUAAAGGAAAACAUCCUAUUUGGUUUACCGUAUGACGAAGCCAAGUACGCGGAAGCAAUCGAGGUCACGGCGUUACAACCUGAUCUGGACAUUUUACCAGCGGGAGAUGAUACGGAAAUUGGGGAACGCGGGAUAAAUCUCAGUGGUGGACAGAAGCAGAGGAUCAAUAUCGCCCGGGCCAUCUACGCAAACGCCGAUGUGUACUUACUGGACGAUCCGUUAAGCGCCGUCGAUGCUCACGUGGCUAAGCACAUCUUUGAUAAUGUGAUUGGGCCUCGUGGCGUCCUGAGGAACAAGACAAGAAUUUUUGUUACACAUGCUGCGCACUUCCUCCCCCAAUGCGAUCGCAUCGUUUUUAUCCGGCACGGAGAAAUCUCGGCUUUUGCGGAUUUUUCUCGCUUAAUACAAUCAGUGGAUUUCAGUGAAUUCCAUGAAAACCUUAAAACCCGCGCUGAAACGGAAGCCUUAACCGACGAAGUAGAAGACAAAAUUUUGCCGGUUUUAACGGAUGUCGAUGAAGACGCUCCACCGCCUAUAACAAAGAAUAGAGCGGGAUCAGGCAGCGAAGCCUUCGAAAUGCAGGAUAAAAAUCAGCCCGUUGGACAGAAUAUCCGCCGCGUCCACACCACGUCGGGCUCGGACGCGCCCAGUUCCGUUAAAGGCGAGAACUCCAAGUUGAUCAUCGAGGAGCACGCGGAAGUGGGAAAAGUGCGCUGGAAAAUUUACGCGACAUUACUGAAGUAUGCCUCGGGUGUGGCAACAUUUAUUACGGUGCUGUCGCAUGCGAUCUACACCGGAUUUGUUCUGGCUGCCAACGUUUGGUUAAGCGUUUGGUCCGAGGAUAAUAUGACAAUGCCAGAUGGUGGUGUAAAUACGCAGCUGCGAGAUUACCGACUGGGAAUAUAUGCGCUGCUGAAUUUUUUUCAAGCGAUUUUUAUUUAUAUUUCGGCGUUGGUAUUGGCACUUAGUUGUGUUCGAGCAAGUCGCCGGUUGCAUUCGGAAAUGCUGCAUCGACUUCUACGAGCACCACUGUCCUUUUUCGAAAGCACUCCCGUCGGUCGUAUUGUCAACCGCUUCAGUCGGGAUCUGGAUACGCUCGACAACCAACUUCCCGCGCAUUUUAAAAUGUGGUUAAACGGACUGUUUAUAUUAAUUUCUGUUUUAAUUUUGAUUUGCAUCAGUACGCCGAUUUUCGCCGCGGUGGUGCCGGUAGUGGCCAUCCUAUACGUGCUAAUACAAAAAGCCUUCGUUCCGUCAAGCCGCCAGAUAAAACGCCUGGAGUCGGUCUCCCGUUCUCCGAUUCUAUCGCAUUUUCAAGAGUCUCUGAAUGGGCGUCAAGUUAUUCUGGCCAUGAAUCAGGAGGAUCGUUUUAUCGACAUUAAUAGUCAUCUCAACGACAUUCACAAUACUUCUUCGUAUGCUAAUGCUGUGGGUCAACGAUGGAUUCUGGUGCGAGUGGAAGCGCUCGGCAGUCUUUGUGUUUUCUUCGCGGCGCUAUUUGCGGUCAUAGGAAAAGGUCACUGGGAAAGCCAUCCGGGUUUGCUGGGGCUGGCUAUAACAUAUGCAACAACUAUGACAUCAUCCUUUAAUUGGCUUGUCAGAACAAGUAGCGAUAUCGAAGCUAACGCCGUGUCGGUUGAACGGAUGCAAGAGUACACUCAGAUCCAACAGGAAGCAUCAUGGCACAUUCCUUCACGAAAACCUAAAGACAAUUGGCCAGAACACGGCAAAGUUGAGUUCUAUAAUUAUGGUCUUCGCUAUCGGGAGAAUUUGGAUUUAGUUUUGGAAAAUAUAACCUGCACCAUUUCCGGAGGAGAGAGAAUUGGUGUUUGUGGCCGAACCGGAGCCGGAAAGACGUCGUUAAUCAGUGCGUUAUUUCGCCUGCUAGAGCCGGCAACCGGUAUAAUAAAAAUCGAUGACCUCGACAUUACACAACUGGGUCUGCAUGAUGUGCGCUCCCGGUUGACCAUUAUUCCACAAGAUCCUGUAUUGUUUAACGGGACACUACGAUCCAAUCUUGAUCCGUUUGGCAAACAUUCCGAUGCAGAGAUAUGGUCCGCUCUGGAGCUGUCAUACUUGAAGGAAUUUGCGCAAAACAAAAGCGCCAAACUGGACCUUCCCAUUGCGGAAUCCGGAGAUAAUUUAAGUGUUGGACAACGCCAGCUGGUAUGUCUUGCUCGUGCGCUUCUUCGGAAAUCGAGGAUCCUAAUCUUAGAUGAAGCAACAGCGUCCAUUGAUUUGGAAUGUGAUGAACUAAUCCAGACGGCGAUCCAUAAGGAGUUCUCUCAUUGCACCGUGAUCACAGUUGCUCACCGUUUGAAUACAAUUAUGAACUACGAUAGAAUCAUGGUACUGGAAAACGGGAAAAUUCAAGAAUUCGAUACUCCAAAUAAUUUGCUCAUGAACAAAGAUAGUUUAUUUUAUGCUUUAGCCAAAACCGCAAAUCUUGCUCAUUGAGACAACCCUGGAUUCUUUGUUGUCGUUUUAAAUAAUUCAUUGUGAUAUUGGGUAUUAAUGUCGGUAAAUUGGUAAUGACUAUGAAUUAUGAACCUGUUUGCACUGCAUCAACGCUGGAAUCAAUUAAUUAGGUACUCUGUAGGUUCGGUUCAGCAACUAUGCGUUGCUGCAUCGAAAUCAAUAAAGUCGAUUGCACAAGCAGCUAUAA
This is a messenger RNA of Paramacrobiotus metropolitanus, 5175 nucleotides long. Its product is annotated as multidrug resistance-associated protein 1-like. Gene Ontology annotation, cellular component: membrane. Lineage: Eukaryota; Metazoa; Tardigrada; Eutardigrada; Parachela; Macrobiotidae. Gene Ontology annotation, biological process: transmembrane transport. Gene Ontology annotation, molecular function: ATP binding; ABC-type transporter activity; ATP hydrolysis activity. The record is from RefSeq and is a predicted model, not a curated record.